This is a messenger RNA of Myotis lucifugus (little brown bat), 3446 nucleotides long. It is a transcript of the gene HS3ST5, whose product is annotated as heparan sulfate-glucosamine 3-sulfotransferase 5. The record is from RefSeq and is a predicted model, not a curated record. Bases 1632 to 2669 code for a protein of 345 amino acids. NCBI's taxonomy places the organism in Eukaryota, Metazoa, Chordata, Mammalia, Chiroptera, Vespertilionidae. The transcript is spliced from 8 exons. Gene Ontology annotation, molecular function: [heparan sulfate]-glucosamine 3-sulfotransferase activity.
AGAGACACCCAUGCGAUGCCAGCCCAAGUACUUUGGUGAGGCUCGGCACUGCCGGGCACUGCCUGGAAAGACUUUUACUGCCUGGAAAGACUUUUGAGACAUUCGCCGGGUCUCUGCGUUAAACUAGUGCGGGAUGGGAAACGACGGGGCGCCUCCUGGGGUGAAUUCAGAGUCAUCGGUGUCCGUCAGUUCGUGUCUCGUCCAGAGGCGGGUGCAGCGCUCUGUGCUCUUUGAGAGGCGACACGCGUUGCAUGGCACUCGCCAGAGUUUGGGGGCUCGCGCUUGGCCACUUCCCCGGGUGGCUGGAGGGCUGUCGCCUGCAAUGCGAGGCGGCUUUGGGGGAGGUGGGUGUCUGCGAGGUCCGAGGCAGAGGUCAGGCAGAGGCUCAGUGAACGUGAAAGAUGGGGUGUAUUCUCCCCAUCUGGCCUCCACCCCUCCAAGCCCCAGUCCCCGCCCCCUAGUUCACGCAACCCGUCCCACCCAUCACACACACACACACACACACACACACACACACACACACACACUCCGGAGUUGGAUGCCAUCGAGGGGUGGUCACAUUGUUAUUACUCAGAGGUGCACGAGGUCGCUUUGGCUUCUGACUGGCGCUCUCAGAGUCCUGCUCCUGGAACUUGGGCGACAGCCUUGGUUUGGGGAAGCGAGGAAGGAGCGCCCAGCCUCCUGUGGAUGCCUCUACCUGGCCGUUCCUGGCGCGCAGCGAGCUACCCUCAGCCAGAACUCCAGUCGCUUCAACCUGGGGGGCUCUGCUCUCCGGCACCGACCCAAGGGAGCGGUUGCUGAGAUCCCUGCUCUCUCCCCGGUCCUAGCCCGAUGAGGAAAGGGAGCCUAAAUAACUGGCUCGUCUCCACAGCUAAUAAACAACAGAGCUGCCAUCAGAGCCCAGACAGCCCACCAGGCUAUGCCACUGCUCUUCAACAGGGCCCAGCUGAACAUGCUCACACAAGUCUUUGGAAGAUGUAUCAUCUUAUACAAAUAUGACUAAUGGGGAAGAACAAAAGAGAUAACCAGGUGCCCAGAGGCCUCAGCAUUGUCUUCCCUUCUCAAUGGCAUUUCUGGUGUCCACCUAAGGAGUCUCCUUCCCCAGCCUUGAAACAUUCGGAAAUUACACAGAGGACCCACUUCCUAUCUUCUUCUUGAAAAUUCCCACCAUACAUGUUCAGAACUUUCUGAAUAAGCAUAGGAUUUUAAGGUGCUGACAAGCAGGGAACAAGCCCAAAAGACAGGCGUUGGGAAGGAGAGGCCAUGGAAUAUCCACCAACCAGAUAAUCAUCGCUGGAACAACCGGGAAGUGUCUGAAUGUAGGAAACAAAGAGACAAGUCAAGGAUGAUUUUAACUGAGAGUUUAGAAGUGAAUUGUUUUGACAUCUGCCGUAUCACUGUGAAACUGAGCCCACUCCUCUCAGAGAAAGUUGCCAGCAGCUGUGCAUGGGAUAACCUCCUGCGCAUCUUUACCAGAAAAAGAACAGGCGUUCUCCACGGCUGCCGUGCUCCAGCCUCAUCAAAAUCCUCCUGCAAAGACUCGGUGAAGCUACAUGCUUCCCCAGUGUGCGGGGCAAAGUCUGUCAUAGACAAAAACAGGCUACAGAAGUCCUGAAGGUUGAUGGAGGGCCAUGCUAUUCAAACAGCAGGUGUGGCUGAGACAGAAGCUCCUGGUGCUGGGAAGCCUUGCUGUUGGGAGUCUCCUGUAUCUAGUCGCCAGAGUUGGGAGUUUGGAUAGGCUACAACCCAUUUGCCCCAUUGAAGGCCGAUUCGGAGGCCGCGGGCAGGCUGAAUUCCCUCUCCGUGCCCUGCAGUUUAAGCGCGGCCUGCUGCACGAGUUCCGGAAGGGCAACGUUUCCAAGGAGCAGGUUCGCCUUCAUGACCUGGUCCAGCAACUCCCCAAGGCCAUUAUCAUUGGGGUGAGAAAAGGAGGCACCAGGGCCCUGCUUGAGAUGCUGAACCUCCAUCCAGCUGUGGUCAAAGCCUCUCAAGAAAUCCACUUUUUUGACAAUGAUGAGAAUUAUGCCAAGGGCAUUGAGUGGUAUAGAAAAAAGAUGCCUUUUUCCUACCCUCAGCAAAUCACAAUUGAAAAGAGCCCGGCAUAUUUUAUCACGGAGGAGGUUCCGGAAAGGAUUUACAAAAUGAACUCAUCCAUCAAGUUGCUGAUCAUUGUCAGGGAGCCAACCACAAGAGCUAUUUCUGAUUACACUCAGGUGCUAGAGGGGAAGGAGAGGAAGAAUAAAACGUAUUACAAGUUUGAGAAGCUGGCGAUAGACCCUAAUACCUGCGAAGUGAACACAAAAUACAAAGCAGUAAGAACCAGCAUCUACACCAAACAUUUGGAAAGGUGGUUGAAAUACUUUCCGAUUGAGCAAUUUCACAUUGUGGAUGGAGAUCGCCUCAUCACAGAACCUCUGCCAGAACUUCAGCUUGUGGAGAAGUUCCUAAAUCUUCCCCCAAGAAUAAGUCAGUACAAUUUGUAUUUCAAUGUUACCAGAGGGUUCUACUGCUUGCGAUUUAACGUUAUCUUUAAUAAGUGCCUGGCUGGCAGCAAGGGGCGCAUUCAUCCAGAGGUGGACCCCUCUGUCAUUACCAAAUUGCGCAAAUUCUUUCACCCUUUCAAUCAAAAAUUUUACCAGAUCACUGGGAGGACACUGAACUGGCCCUAAAAUAAUAAGUCAGACAACACCAUGUGUUGUACCUGGAGACAUGCAAUGUCUCCUCUAGAUUAAAAUAUGCACUUUUCCGAGACACAACUGUCGGAGUCAUGUUUCCAUCUCUACUUGUAUAUACACAGUGUGUGACCAAAUAUAAGACCAGUUCUUUUUCUACUGAAAAUGUACAAAACAAUUUGCUGUCUGCAUAGUUGCAUCUUUGAGACGAGUUACUAAAAGAAGAGGUGGUGGUAUUGGGGGAAAGUGACUUCAGCUAUCCUCAAAGAGUUAGUCUUCCUUUGAGUCAGAAUUUGUCACCCGCCAUUUACAUAAAUUGAAGCCAAAAGAUGAAUGUGUGAAAAGUACCAAUGGCUGUGAAGCUGCAGGAAGGAGAGGAUUCAGUCAUGCAUUCUUUUCUAAGGGAAAGCUGGCUCUUUAAUUCAGAUGCUGAAUUAGUGCCAUGAAAACAGAAAAUGCUAUUUUCUUAUGAUUUAAAAGGAUGUCCUAUCUCAUAAAAUUGACAUUGUUCCAAAGUUCCUGUGGUGAUUUUGCACUAUUGUUUUCUCGUAUGGACCAUGAUGUCACUUGUAGCAUGUCAAUCAUACAUUGGAAAGUCCUUUCACUUCCAUGUUCUAUGUCAACAAAGAGAAAUGUCAUGUACAUAAUGUAUAUUAUUGUAAAUACUUGUUUCACACUAAGUAACUCUAUUUUGUAAACUGAAUAUGGCUAUUUAAUUUAUUGUGAAAAUUAAAUUUAUUGUGGUAUUUAAAAAUGGAAUGGAUUAAAAUUACU